Messenger RNA from Tetrahymena thermophila SB210, 204 nucleotides. Its product is annotated as transmembrane protein, putative. The record is from RefSeq and is a predicted model, not a curated record. Lineage: Eukaryota; Ciliophora; Oligohymenophorea; Hymenostomatida; Tetrahymenidae. The transcript is spliced from 2 exons.
AUGAGAUUUACAUUCGUCCUUUUGGUUGCCUUAGUUUUAUUAUCAACCAUGACCACUGUUAAUGCUACUACAUAUGUUAAACGUCCUGUUUCUCUACAUGGUAUUGGUGCCUAUAAGGUCUAAUGUUCCAUGACUGAUCCUUCUUGCGCUUGUUGGGACUGCUAUAAAUAUGAUUAAUAUUAUCUUAUACAUAUCUGUUUAUGA